AUGUCGCACCCCAAGUACAAGCCGUCGCGCCUGGCCACUUUGCCCCCUACCCUUGACCCAGCUGAAUAUGACAUAUCUCCGGAAACCCGGAAGGCGCAAGCCGAGCGGUUGGCCAUAAGGUCUCGGCUUAAGAGGGAGUACCUGCUUCAGUACAACGACCCCAAACGCCACGGGCUCAUCGAAGAUCCUGCCUUGGCUCGUUGGACUUAUGCGAGAACAGCAAAUGUCUAUCCCAAUUUCAGACCCACUCCCAAGAACUCCCUCCUAGGAGCCGUGGUGGGAAUUGGACCCCUCUUCUUCUGGUAUUAUGUUUUCAAAACUGACAGAGAUAGGAAAGAAAAACUUAUCCAGGAAGGAAAAUUGGACCGAAAAAAUAACAUCUCCUAUUAA
Pipistrellus nathusii (Nathusius's pipistrelle) is the source of this 390-nucleotide messenger RNA. The record is from the annotation of a GenBank genome assembly. Lineage: Eukaryota; Metazoa; Chordata; Mammalia; Chiroptera; Vespertilionidae.